Histoplasma mississippiense is the source of this 891-nucleotide messenger RNA. RefSeq lists its product with no specific name. The coding region runs from base 1 to 891 and encodes 296 amino acids. The transcript is spliced from 2 exons. The record is from RefSeq and is a predicted model, not a curated record. Lineage: Eukaryota; Fungi; Ascomycota; Eurotiomycetes; Onygenales; Ajellomycetaceae.
AUGUCGUUUACCGCAGCCCAUCAUUUGUUCCGGGGCCGGAAAAGAUAUCAGUCAUUCCUAAAGGGCGCUCCGCCUCGCAGGGCAACAUACCAGAGAGUGUACAUUCUCGCCAUGACAACGAAGACCCAUACCGUCGCCUUCGGCGCAGGAACGGCCGGGCCGCCAGACGAAUCUCCUUCGCCCGGAGGCGAUAUCACACAAUCGGCAGGUCCCAGCUUCGCCACAUGCCAGAAAAAAUACUCACAAUCACCAGUAUAUACGGCAUGUAGUUCAGGUGGGAAUCCUGCUCCUUCAUAUCCAACACACCUGUCACCAGAUGACGGGUUCCAUCAACGGAGGCCAUCGCUCCCAAAUAUCCCAAUGCUCUCUCUAGCCGUCCCACAGAGUCCCGCAAGAAUAGAAGAGGGCCAUGUAGGCAUAGACCCCCCACCUCCAAUGGAAGAUGAAAAUGACGUUAGCAUCCACUACACCCGUCUGAUCCGCAGCAUUGACCGUGACCAUCGCAAGGCGCUCCAUGUGCGCGAUAGGGAGCUAGCUGGAAUGCGAGAGCGUCUGAACAAGAUCGAUCAGGUAUAUCGCCAGGAGCUGAAGUCGCGGGACUUCACCAUUGACGAUAUGCGGAAACGGCUCGAGAAUCUGCAGGAGCAGAUGAACAGCUAUAUCGAGCGGGCGAAGAACGAAAUGGAGGAUAUGUGGGAAACUAGGUGGAAGGAUCGCGAUCGCCACCUUAUGGAGCGCAUGCGCAGGAUUGAGCUUGAGAGCCAGAUACAGGUGGAGAAGGCGGUUGCUGAACGUGAUAAGGAGUGGGUAGCUGAGUGGGAGAAGAGGAAUGAAGGGCUUCUGGAGAGGUUGAGGGCAAAUGAGGACAGCGUUGCUAACCAGCAUUCUUGA